Schistosoma mattheei is the source of this 723-nucleotide messenger RNA. The record is from the annotation of a GenBank genome assembly. Lineage: Eukaryota; Metazoa; Platyhelminthes; Trematoda; Strigeidida; Schistosomatidae.
AUGUUUCCCAUUGAUUGGGUGUGCACUACUGCUCGCUUGGAACCUAUAGAUUAUGUUCGAAAGCCACAGGUUAUCCUACGCUUAAUUAUUGUGAUAUUAGCAGUUGUCAAUAUUGCAAUUGUACAUAACGGCUGCUAUAUUUAUGGGAAGUGCUUGUUUAAUGAAGAUCAGGCAUCUUGUGGAUAUAGUUUGCUUCUUUCUUCGUCGACAUUUAUUCUUUGCCUCGCCUAUCUUUGGUUGGAUUUAAUAGUGGACAAUGUUUCGAGCAUUGACAUACGUUUGCGAAUCGCUAAAUUCGACGUAGUAUUGUCAGGUAUUUGGUCCUUCCUAUGGUUGAUUGCGUUUUGCUUACUUUGCAACCGCUGGCAAAAUACAGAACAAGAUUUUCUCACUCAGAACGACGUUUCACCUAAUGGACCGCGGACUGCUAUUGCAUUCAGUUUUUUCAGUAUGGUUGUAUUAAUUAUUUUGGGAUUUUUCACAUACAAAUUCUAUAAAUCAACUGAAAUACAAUGCUCUAACUUUGCUUACGGAGAAACUGAAAGUUCGCAUGGAUAUCAUGGUUUUACCAGUGACGCGGAUAUGCUCGAUGCGUCGGGACCAGGACCUGUAGAUCCGGAUACACCUGUCGCCCACUCAAAUUUUGAUUACCAAGUGGGUAAUUACCGUGCAGGAUUAGGUGAUGUUUAUUCUGCAGACCCAAUGGGUGGUUAUCAACCUUAA